This is a messenger RNA of Wyeomyia smithii (pitcher-plant mosquito), 2101 nucleotides long. RefSeq lists its product as uncharacterized. Gene Ontology annotation, molecular function: ligand-gated monoatomic ion channel activity. The record is from RefSeq and is a predicted model, not a curated record. Bases 13 to 1956 code for a protein of 647 amino acids. The transcript has 7 exons. Gene Ontology annotation, cellular component: membrane. Lineage: Eukaryota; Metazoa; Arthropoda; Insecta; Diptera; Culicidae.
CGUUGCAAUAAAAUGAUAGCAGUGGUUCAGCAACAAACCAAGCUGGUGGAGUUUCUUCAGUAUUUAGUUCUCACGUACAUCGUUAACAACAGUUAUUGUACCGUAAUUUAUUACGAUUAUACGAUCACCAGUGGACAGCAAGAAUGCAACCAGUAUUGCGAAUUCUUCGCAGCCGUAAAUACAGCACUUGAUGGAUAUCCUGUUAUGUGGAUUAGAACGGAAGAUGAUAAAAAUUAUUUACGCCUCAAUGAUGCAAUCGAACAUGGCUGUCAGUCAUACAUUACCGUAACCAGAGAUGUGAUGGACUUUAUUCAACUGAAGCUGGACCUAAAAGAAACAACCUUGCAAAGAAUCCGUGAUAAGAAUAUUUUGAUGUACUACGAAAACAAUACACUUCUAGACAGCACUUGGUUCACCAGGGAAGCCUUGAAAAUUUACCCAAACCUAUGGUUUAUAGUUCCUUCCGGACCACAAAAAUUCGAUUUCUACACUCAAAAUUAUUCGCAAACAGCCGUGGCGACCGUACAGCUGGUGGAUAGUUAUGACUUUGAGGCAAAUGCGUUCACUGGCCCCGGAGUUCUUUUCUACGACAAGUUGUUUGAUCUUGCUGGCAGAUCGGUGGACAUGGGAGUUUCUGAUUACGUUCCAUACUGUAUGACGAGCCACGUCGGAGCGAACCAAGGAAAUGUGGAUGCCGCGAAUUCGGAUCUGUCGAAGGAAUAUCUCAUCGAUGGUCUCGAGGGAACAUUGAUUGUGGAGUUUUGUAAGCUACGGAAUUGUAAUAUCAAAUUGUGGCCAUUUGGUCCUAGCGGGUGGGGUGACAUUUAUGACAAUGGCACUGGGUACGGUGAAACGUACGCUACCUACAUGAAGCAAACCGAACUUUCGGUCUGUUGUGUUUAUUAUGACUGGUAUUUUCAUCUUCUGGAUGGUAGCACUUACAUCGCUAAAUCCACCGUUGUUCUGUUGGUUCCUAAAGCAAAGCCCCGUCCGACGUAUCUUACCCUUAUUUACCCUUUUACCGGAAGGCUUUGGCUCUCGAUUUCUGUUAUGCUCGUAAUAAUGACUGGUGUUCAUCAUCUGAUUACCAGUUUAAACGUGAAGCAUAGCAACGAUAGGAACGCAGUGCAACCACCGAUCGAGAAAUCAAUCUUCGAUAUGAUCUCUAUCUAUCUGGAUCAGGGAAUAUUUCCCAAUUCUGUAUCAACGUCUUAUCGCCUUCUAAUAUCGUUCAUCCUGCUGUCCGGAGUUGUUCUUAGCAACUCCUAUUCCGGCGGGUUGGCGAGUGUUCUAACGGUACCAAAAUACGAGAAACCUAUCAAUACCAUCCAUGAUUUCGUGUUGAGUCCUUUUCGUUGGGCAGCUCAAUCCAUAGCAUGGAUUUUUGCUUUGAUCGGGGCAGAAUCGUACGAUAUUCAGCAAAUAGUGAAAAAAUUCGACGAGGUACCCGAUGAGGAUGAAAUGUACCGCCGUUCUUUGAAGGGAGAUUAUUCGAUCGGAAUUGAACUACUCAAUGGGGGAGCUUACGCCUACAAUAAAGCCGUUCGUGCUGGCAAUGUUGCUUCGUUUCACAUGAUGAAAGAAUAUGUCUACUUCGCCUUCACGAUCGGAUACACCCAGCGAGGAUGGCCACUGAUGGAGUAUUUCAACAAGUUCAGCCAAGAGUCAAUACAGCAUGGAUUCGUCAUAGCCUGGGAGCGUCAAGCGAUCCGAAAGUAUACCAGUAUCUACAUCCAACAAGUGCUCUCAAGUAUUUCUGGCGGUGACUAUUCACAGGAUGAAGAGAAACCUCUCACCGUAGAGCAUAUACUAGGAUCGCUAUUCGUACUACUGUUUGGGUUAUCGGCAUCCUUGAUCAUAUUCAUCGUAGAAAUCGGCUGGCACACGAUGAAACGUAAACUGACUAUAAUGAAAUUAAAAUUGCGAACAAAAACAAAAGGUCAGUUCUGUGAAUAAUGGGGCACAACAAUAAUGAAAUCAUCUAUAAAUUUAUCAAACUAUCGUGAGAAAAAGAUUAUAUCAACUAAAUAUGAAUUCUGCACGCAAUAAUUAUUCAACAGCAUGCUUACAACUUGUGUAGAUGCACUAAAAGAUUUCUUGU